AUGGUACUUCUACACUUUCUUCGCUGCCAGCGCUUCUUGUGGCGUGGCCUUCGCGACCGUGCGCGGGUGAGCAAGAUGAUAAGCGGUGCCUUGCCCAUCCCUGCCAGCUGUGCGGAAGCAUCGGUGGUGCCGGUCAGGGUAAUUCGUGCGGCCGCGGCAAGGACGGCGGCGCUUCAGCAGACACCACGGCCGCCUCCGCCUCGGUUUGUUUGGCCGUGGCUUCGCCAGCUGCCAUUUGACCGUGCGUUUGUUCAGUUUAUCGCCCAGCCCAUGGUUGUUCCCAUGUACUGCGGCUUGCGUAUGAUAGACCAGUACGGCCACGUCAACAACUCCAAGUACCUUGAACUCUGCGAGUUGGCUCGGUGGCAUCAGCUAUCGUUCCUCGGUAUUGGCACCAUGAUGGUGCGGCACCGCGUGUCAUUCGUUGUCUCCGACCUCUCCAUCACUUAUCAGCGGAGGGCG
This is a messenger RNA of Leishmania braziliensis MHOM/BR/75/M2904, 462 nucleotides long. RefSeq lists its product as hypothetical. The record is from RefSeq and is a predicted model, not a curated record. The transcript has a single exon. Lineage: Eukaryota; Euglenozoa; Kinetoplastea; Trypanosomatida; Trypanosomatidae. The annotation marks the transcript as partial.